Ilex paraguariensis (yerba mate) is the source of this 315-nucleotide messenger RNA. Lineage: Eukaryota; Viridiplantae; Streptophyta; Magnoliopsida; Aquifoliales; Aquifoliaceae. The record is from the annotation of a GenBank genome assembly.
AUGGGAACUCCUGUAAACAUUAUAGUUGGAUCACACGUCUGGGCUGAGGAUCCUGAAGAUGCCUGGAUCGAUGGAGAAGUGAUAGAAAUCAAAGGGGCUGAUGCCACCAUAGUUACCACCAAUGAGAAGACUAUUGUUGCAGCUAUUUCCAGCAUAUACCCAAAGGACACAGAAGCACCACCAGCUGGGGUUGAUGACAUGACCAAGUUAGCUUACCUCCAUGAGCCAGGAGUCCUCCACAACCUUGCUUGUCGUUUUGCUCUUAAUGAAAUAUAUGUGAGUCACAAUCUACAAUCACCACAGAAUUUGGAGUAA